Molecule: messenger RNA, 716 nt
Organism: Leguminivora glycinivorella
Lineage: Eukaryota; Metazoa; Arthropoda; Insecta; Lepidoptera; Tortricidae
Gene: Psf3
Product: DNA replication complex GINS protein PSF3
Exons: 3
Coding region: 90-671 (193 amino acids)
Biological process (GO): mitotic DNA replication initiation
Cellular component (GO): GINS complex
Source: RefSeq, a predicted model, not a curated record
UUGCGUGUACGAUUUGCGCUUUAUCGAUAUUGUAAAUAAAAUUAUAAUAGAAUAUAAAAUAAUAGGAAUACAAGCAUCAAAGUAUUACUAUGGAUAAUUCUUACCUAUCUAUAUCAGACAUAUUAGUCACUAAUGAAAGGGUCCCAUGCAAAUUUUUACACGAUUUGCCUAAAAUGGGAUUUUUGGACCCGUCAGCCGCCGAAGAUGACCUUAAAGCUGGUUCAAACCUUGACGUGCCGCUGUGGUUAGCAGAGGCGUUAAAUUCGAGGAGGCCUCCCUUGCUUAACGUGGACCUGCCUAAAAUAUAUAAAGAUGCUUACAGGGAAAUUCUUAAUGCAGAUGCCUGUACAGUGGACAUGCACAAGCUAGGGCCCCAUUUCUACGAGCUUGGGUGCUAUGUGGCAAAACAUGAUAUAAAAGGCGAAGUAAAAUCUACAUUAAUCAAUACUUUCAGACAAAGAUUCCGUAUGCUGAUGGCUGCCAGUGUGUCCAGUGACUCGAUUGGUUCCAUCCAACCCUUAUCUGCUAGCGAGAGAAGACGCGCAGCAUCCGCUGCUGUUACAGAGAAGGCUCUGUCCAGCUGGCUACAGAGAGGAGACUGCCCUCUCACUACUGCUAACAUGGUAGCCAAUCAUAGGAAACGGAAACGAGCAGAGAUGGAAAUGUUGUAAAAAGAACCAAGAAGUAUUUAAAUAAAGUAAAAUUAUAAGUUUGUU